This is a messenger RNA of Oryza brachyantha (malo sina), 1356 nucleotides long. RefSeq names its product 1-aminocyclopropane-1-carboxylate synthase 7-like. Gene Ontology annotation, biological process: amino acid metabolic process; biosynthetic process. Gene Ontology annotation, molecular function: transaminase activity; pyridoxal phosphate binding. The transcript is spliced from 4 exons. NCBI's taxonomy places the organism in Eukaryota, Viridiplantae, Streptophyta, Magnoliopsida, Poales, Poaceae. The record is from RefSeq and is a predicted model, not a curated record. The coding region runs from base 4 to 1356 and encodes 450 amino acids.
CCCAUGGGUGGCAGGCUGCUUCCUUCUUCCCCGGAGCCCUCACUGUCAGACAUGGCGAUGUCGCCGGCGCACGGCGAGGACUCGCCCUACUUCGCAGGGUGGAGAGCCUACGACGAGGACCCCUACGACCCCAUCGCCAACCCUCGAGGCGUCAUCCAGAUGGGCCUCGCAGAAAACCAGGUGUCCUUUGAUCUUCUGGAGGAGUAUCUCAAGGAGCACCCCGAGGUGUCGGAUUGCAGCGCCGGGUUCAGAGAGAACGCCAUGUUCCAGGAUUACCAUGGCCUGAAAUCUUUCAGGAAGGCAAUGGCGAGCUUCAUGGAGACGAUAAGGGGAGGCAAGGUGAGGUUCGACCCGGACCGCAUCGUCCUCACCGCCGGCGCCACCGCCGCCAACGAGCUUCUCACGUGCAUCUUGGCCAACCCCGGCGAUGCCCUCCUCGUCCCUACCCCUUACUACCCAGGGUUUGACAGGGACUUGAGGUGGAGGACCGGCGUGAGCAUUGUCCCGGUGCGGUGCGACAGCACCGCCGGGUUCCAGGUCACCGCCGGCGCGCUCCAGGACGCGUACGACGCGGCCGUGGCGGCCAGGACGCGCGUCCGCGGCGUGGUCAUCACGAACCCGUCGAACCCGCUCGGCACGACGGCGGAGCGCCCCGCCCUCGAUGGCGUCCUCAACUUCGUGGCGCGCAACGACAUGCACCUCAUCUCCGACGAGAUAUACUCCGGCUCGGUGUUCGCCGCGCCCGACCUGGUCAGCGUGGCGGAGCUCGUCGACGAGCGCCGCCGCCGCUGCGCGGGAGAAGACGGCGGCGGCGGCGACAUCGCCGGGCGCGUCCACGUGGUGUACAGCCUCUCCAAGGACCUCGGCCUCCCGGGGUUCCGCGUCGGCGUGGUGUACUCCCACAACGACGCCGUGGUGGCCGCGGCGAGGCGCAUGUCCAGCUUCACGCUGGUGUCGUCGCAGACGCAGCGGACGCUCGCCGCGAUGCUGUCCGACGCGGCGUUCGCGGUGGCGUACGUGCGCUCCAACCGCCGCCGCCUCCGGGAGCGGCACGGCCACGUGGUGGCCCGGCUGGAGCGCGCCGGCGUGGCGUGCCUGCGCGGCAACGCCGGGCUGUUCGGGUGGGUGGACAUGCGGCGGCUGCUCGACGAGGCGACGGCCGCCGGCGAGCUGAGGCUGUGGCGGCGGGUGGUGGCGGAGGCGAGGCUGAACAUCUCGCCGGGGUCGUCGUGCCAUUGCCAGGAGGCCGGGUGGUUCAGACUGUGCUUCGCCAACAUGAGCUUGGAGACGCUCGACGUCGCACUCCAUAGACUGAGCUGCUUCAUCAGCAAAUGGAACAAACCAAUAACGCAGUAG